GAAACACAUACAUCCAUAAUCUCCUUUCCGACGACUUUGAAAGAUUCUCGACAUGUUUCCUAGGGUCAUGAAUUAUUUUCGCAGGAUGGAAUUCUUUCACAAAAAUUGGAAGAUCUUUCCCGGGAAAACAGGCAGGCCAAGUACCGGCGCCACGCGUCCUCUAAUGGUAGCUCAUUUGAUAUUCAACGAGUGGAGCAAACAGCCUCAAUUUACAAAGUUCCGAGGCAAUAGAGACUCUAUGACAGUUCCAAAAUCCGGAGAAAGUUCAAGGGCUUAAAGCGGAUACCUCAUUACGAUUGCUGCCCUCCAUAUUUUGUUGAUUUGGCUGUGCAUUUUCCACAUUUUUCUUUCCCCUUCUGUGUUGCAUUUGCAGCGGAUGUUUGCAAUGCAUCCCGGUCAUGGCCUGUCGGCCUCUCCAGAUCCUUGCCAUUGCAUUGCAUGGGAUCUAGAUGUGAGUAGCCACCUCACAUCGAAGCUUUUCGUCAACGUUUCGGGGAUCAUUUGCUUCCCGCGCCUUGAAAGGUAGGCUCAAAAAUUACAGACGCAGCGGCCUUCCUGUUCCACCCAUUGGGGUCAACAUGCAUACCCGUUCGGGAAGGCUUCCUAUAUUCACUCUCAAUGGGACUCAACCCUGACAAUAGUCACACAAGAGGUCAUGGGCCGGCACAACAUCUCCGUUCAACAUUUUGCCAAAACGAGAACGCAAGCCGAUGAGCAGGAAUGGCCUCACGGGCAACAGGCGGCUCCUCGCCACCCCAUUGGUCUUGGGUCACCCAAGCCCAAGUAUCGAGUUUCCCGGUAUGAGAGCCCGCGAAGAAGAACCCUCUCAUAUCCGGUGGACACUCCCAAGGAGGCAGCCAUAAUAUGGCCCGGGAUAGCGAAAGAUAUCGCUGCCAGCAACAAGUGUGCAGGCUGGCUUUCUUUGCAACUGCUCAGGCAGGAAAACCCAUCAGGGCCGGAGAACAUAUCAGCACUCAAGAUUGGACAAAACUGUGGAGAUAUCGAAUGCCCUACAGCUCCGAUAUAUCGGAGUAGAGAUACUUAGAGAUUCUCUCACUUAUAUAGAGCAGAGAGGAUAGUAUUGGACGAUAACUCCAAGUUAAGAACUCAAACUUGGUCGAAGCAUUGGGCAUCAGGAUGCAAAGACACGCCCUUCAACAUUUUAGGCAGAUUGUAUCACCCAUGAAGUGGUACCAAAUUGGCAUUUUUCACUGAUGGUGGAUCAAGAAAAAAGGCCUGAAAAUGGACUCUCUGUGUCUCAGUGGUGGAGAGGACACAGUUCAUCUGUGGCAGCUAGUUAUUUGUGUUCUAUGACAAAUACAUGGGAGGGAAAGGCUCCAGAAUCAAGGGAAUGCCAUUCCCUCAGGAGUCAAAAAUAGGCACCUGAAACUAGUGAAACUUUAUAAGAUUGAUUGGACAACUGGAUUCUUUCCAGAAGGAAUCAACGUUUCGCUCCUCGACC
Coccidioides immitis RS is the source of this 1462-nucleotide messenger RNA. RefSeq lists its product as uncharacterized. The record is from RefSeq and is a predicted model, not a curated record. The transcript has 3 exons. The coding region runs from base 656 to 1045 and encodes 129 amino acids. NCBI's taxonomy places the organism in Eukaryota, Fungi, Ascomycota, Eurotiomycetes, Onygenales, Onygenaceae.